CCAAGAAACGCUACAGUUUGUUAUCACCCGAACGACAAAGUGAAGGGGCGCUCUCAAGCGUUACGCGUUGCCUUAUCUCAGAUUGCAUCCCUGCUUGUACAAACUGCAAGUGUAGUAAGAUGGAUGCUGGGAAGCAGAGCAGCAGUACAAUUUGGACUCGGGAGGCGGUCAGGGAAUAUGAAGUGGCCUUGGUUGCAUAUAUUGAGGGCCAUCGCAUUCACGUUCCUUGGGAAAAAGUUGCAGCAUAUCUGCCUGGAAGAACCGUGGCCGAAGUCAAAGAGCACUAUGACGAACUAGUGGAAGGCAUCUGCAGGACUCAUCCUUAUGCACUGUCUCUUCCCUACUGUCAUCUACCUGAGGAUUCUGCUGCUGGUUGUAGUGAUGGCAACAUGGGAAGUGUGGUUGAACCAACGAGAGACCAAGGAGAGAUCACGAGCACCGCAGAGAGCAACCCUGGACAGGGGAACGACACAAGUGGCGAUUCUGUGAUCACAGACGAGCAUCAUCCGUCAGAAGACGAUGAACAGGGACAGGAGGCGGGGUCGAAGGCUCCAUGACAUUACCAUCGUCGGCCACGACGAUGAUGUGCACAUGUAUGCGUCUCAAGGGCCAAUCACUGGUCGAGUCAUUAGAGCUCGCAUGCCCUCUGCAGAUCCUGUCACUCGACCUUCUUUUCUUUUUCCUCCCCAGGCUUAGGUAGGGGGCUUAAGACUGACUACUACUGGCAUUGAGUUGCGUGUGUCAGAUUUUGGUAGUCCAUGAUUUCGAGAUUUGGUAGCAUGAUCGUUCUGAAUAAAGGAGUAGGCAUAGGAAUAGGUUUGUAGAAGAUGAGAUUGGUGAAGACGUGCAGAGAAAAAAGCUUUGCAAAUUACACUGUCAUUUUUGCAUUCAUCAAAUGGAAGAAAUAAAAGAUAUU
Musa acuminata subsp. malaccensis (wild Malaysian banana) is the source of this 916-nucleotide messenger RNA. The record is from RefSeq and is a predicted model, not a curated record. Lineage: Eukaryota; Viridiplantae; Streptophyta; Magnoliopsida; Zingiberales; Musaceae.